GCUGCCUUCCACUAAAGCGAUAAGGAAUGGCGCUUAAUAAAUCCAUGCAUCCAAGAAAUCGCUACAAAGACAAACCUCCAGACUUUGCCUACUUGGCCUCCAAGUAUCCUGAAUUUAAGCAACAUGUGAAUGUGAAUUUAGCAGGAAGGGUGAGCUUGAACUUCAAGGACCCUUGUGCUGUCAGAGCCUUGACUUGCACCCUCCUAAGAGAGGAUUUUGGACUUACUAUAGAUAUACCGUUGGAGAGACUUAUUCCUACUGUUCCACUGCGACUUAAUUACAUUCACUGGGUGGAAGAUUUGAUAAACUACCAUGAUUCUGACAAAACUGCCCUCAGACGUGGGAUUGAUAUAGGUACAGGCGCAUCAUGCAUUUAUCCAUUGCUUGGGGCAACUCUCAACGGCUGGUAUUUUCUUGCUACAGAAGUGGAUGACAUCUGCUAUAAUUAUGCCAAGAAAAAUGUGGAGCAAAAUAAUCUGUCAGACCUCAUAAAAGUGGUUAAGGUGCCCCAGAAAACUUUGUUGAUGGAUGCACUGAAAGAAGAAUCUGAAAUCAUUUAUGAUUUUUGCAUGUGCAACCCUCCAUUUUUUGCGAACCAGUUGGAAGCCCAGGGAGUUAACUCUCGCAACCCUCACCGGCCUCCCCCGAGCUCGGUCAACACUGGAGGCAUUACAGAGAUUAUGGCUGAGGGGGGAGAGUUGGAGUUUGUCAAGCGGAUCAUCCAUGAUAGCCUUAAACUUAAGAAAAGAUUGAGAUGGUACAGUUGCAUGCUGGGGAAGAAGUGCAGUUUGGCUCCCUUGAAGGAGGAAUUGCGAAAACAAGGGGUUCCAAGAGUUGCACACACAGAGUUUUACCAGGGACGCACAAUGCGUUGGGCUUUGGCCUGGAGUUUCUAUGAAGAGGUUAUCAUUCCUAAUCCUCCGAAAAAAAGAAAGCUGGAAAAACCCCGAAAACCAAUGGUGUUCACAGUGCUGGAAUCAGUUAUUAAACUGUUAGUGGAAAAGUUGCCGAGUGGCUCUGAGGUCCCAGAAAGCAUCACGGUGGUUACAGACUGCAUAAAGAAAAUACUUACAGAUUUGAAGGUUCAGCAUAAAGAUGUCCCAUGUGGGAGGGGUGAAGAGAGUCUGUUCCUAACAGCAGUUGAAAACUCAUGGAUUCACAUUCGUAGGAAGAGAAGGGACAGGACAAGGCAGCUAAGAGAGCUUCCCCGUGCCCCGGAUGAUUUCCUACAGUCAAACAAGCCAGAAAGUGCGCUGCAUAAGGAGUCUCCAAAACAAGGGCUAAACUCUGGUGAUCCAGCAGCCGCACAAGAGAGUGAGUCCAUUACCCAGAGUGAGACUUGUGUGCCACAUACAUCAUCCAGUCCUGCCAGUACCACUCUUUCUCACUCUGAACCUAUGGAAGAUGAAGGUGAAUCUUCCAAACCAGAUGAGGUCCAUAAUAUUGAUGAAGAGGAACAGGACUUGGCAGAAAACAUGAACCAGUCUAGUGGAGAAGUGUCCUUGGCUCCUCAAGGAAGAGGAUUGCCUUUCCUUUUUAAGUGCAUAUUGAAUGUUAAGAAGGAGAAUUCGGAUGUGUUGGUUGAGAUGCACUGUGUUGAGGGUCAGAACAGAGACUUAAUGAACCAACUCUGCACAUACCUUCGCAACCAGAUCUGUAGACUUGCUACCAGCUAGCCUGCCCAAAUCUGCUUUACGUUGCCUACAACUGAGAUCUCUCUUUGUACUUUAAAUUCCUGUCAUUUUACAUACUUUUUUCUUGCCUUUUAAAACCCUUCAUUCCCUCCUCAUAUAUCAUUUGGGAAUACACCUUUUUGUGAAAUGGCGGUUCUUUAUGGUGAUGGCAGAUUUCUAGCAGUUGUAGCCUUAAUUUCAGCUAAAGUAGAUAAUCCCAGACUGCUAAAUCUUUGUAGGGCCUCAUCUGGAUAAUACGAGCUGAUACUGAUACCUUUAGCCAUGCUCCUCAGAGUACCACUUCUGUGGAUUUCUUUAUUACUACAGCCAAAGAGUUUCACGUUAUAGUGGCAUUUGGGCUACAAUCAUUUUUGUCUGAAGCAUCAAAUAAGAGGCAGUGGUUAGGAAGAAAACAGAAGUGAGUGCUAAAUCAUUCAGUUCCAAAAAAAAAAAAAUCUGUUGCAGAAACUGACACCCUAUUGAGGUUUUUCUUUAUCAUUUGUUAUUUUAAGCUGAACAGGUCAUUUAUCUUUUAACUCGCUUUUUAAUUAAAACAUUUAAUUUUAUUUACAUUUGA
Xenopus tropicalis (tropical clawed frog) is the source of this 2250-nucleotide messenger RNA. It is a transcript of the gene mettl16, whose product is annotated as methyltransferase 16, RNA N6-adenosine. Gene Ontology annotation, molecular function: U6 snRNA (adenine(43)-N6)-methyltransferase activity; mRNA m(6)A methyltransferase activity; methyltransferase activity. Bases 27 to 1676 code for a protein of 549 amino acids. Gene Ontology annotation, cellular component: nucleus; cytoplasm. The record is from RefSeq and is a predicted model, not a curated record. The transcript has 10 exons. NCBI's taxonomy places the organism in Eukaryota, Metazoa, Chordata, Amphibia, Anura, Pipidae. Gene Ontology annotation, biological process: regulation of mRNA stability; positive regulation of mRNA catabolic process; post-transcriptional regulation of gene expression.